This is a messenger RNA of Emys orbicularis (European pond turtle), 1186 nucleotides long. It is a transcript of the gene STEAP1, whose product is annotated as STEAP family member 1. The record is from RefSeq and is a predicted model, not a curated record. NCBI's taxonomy places the organism in Eukaryota, Metazoa, Chordata, Testudines, Emydidae. Gene Ontology annotation, cellular component: plasma membrane; endosome. The transcript is spliced from 5 exons. Bases 170 to 1186 code for a protein of 338 amino acids.
UGCAGAAGGCGGGGCUGGAAGGAAGGAGGGAGGGAGGGAGGAUGGGCAGGCUGAAGUCUGGGCAUCAGACUUGCAAGGUCGCGUGUGGGCUGCGCCAGCGCGCCUUGGAAUCUCACCCUGUCCUGAGCCUGGAGCCCUAAACCGAGGUAGAAAGUUUGGUUCCUCCAUAAUGGAGAGCAGGAAUACUCUGGAUCAGGAUGAAGUUCAGAAACCGGAGCCUGGGAGAAAUACGGGAAACCAUAACGAUUCGAAUACGGAUUUGCAAGUCACCUACACCCACGAAGAGGUUGCGUUUUUUCAUUUACAUCAAACACAUCAUUUUGAUGAGUUUGAAUACCCUUCAGAUCAAUACUGCAAGCAAGAUCUCUUCCCCAAAUGGCACUUGCCACUGAAGAUAGCAUCUAUAGCCUCAUUGCUAAUAUUUAUCUAUACUUUUCUGAGAGAUGUUGUCCACCCUUUUGUCACUACUAAUGAAAACACUUUCUAUAAAAUUCCAAUACUGGUCAUAAACAAAGUUUUACCAGUGGUUUCAAUCACCCUUCUUGCACUGGUUUAUUUACCAGGGAUAUUUGCUGCAGGUUUCCAGCUCCACUAUGGGACCAAGUACAAACGAUUUCCACAGUGGUUGAAUGGGUGGAUGUUAUCAAGAAAGCAACUCGGCCUUCUCAGUUUUUUCUUUGCCUCAAUGCAUGCAUGCUAUAGCUUGUGCUACCCAAUGAGGAGAUCUUACAGAUACAAGCUUUUGAACUGGGCGUACCAACAGGUCAAGCAAAAAAAGGAAAAUGCCUGGAUUGAACAUGAUGUCUGGAGAAUGGAGAUUUACGUGUCUCUAGGGUUUCUGGGACUAGCUCUGCUGGCCAUACUGGCAGUAACAUCAAUUCCAUCUGUCAGCCAUUCUUUGACCUGGAGAGAGUUCCACUGUAUUCAGAGCAAGAUGGGGUAUUUAGCUUUGCUGCUAUGCACAAUUCACGCAUUGGUAUUUGCCUGGAAUAAAUGGGUUGACGUAAACCAAUUUGUGUGGUACACUCCCCCUACAUUUAUGAUAGCCAUUUUUCUUCCUAUUAUAGUCCUGCUUUGUAAAAGCGUCCUGCUUCUCCCAUGCCUUAGGAAGAAGAUCCAGAAGAUCCGAUGCGGUUGGGAUGCUAACACAGAGAUGAAUAAAACACAGAUGACUUCCAGACUGUAG